This is a messenger RNA of Oncorhynchus masou masou (cherry salmon), 2583 nucleotides long. Its product is annotated as zinc finger protein 782-like. Lineage: Eukaryota; Metazoa; Chordata; Actinopteri; Salmoniformes; Salmonidae. Gene Ontology annotation, biological process: regulation of transcription by RNA polymerase II. The coding region runs from base 119 to 1702 and encodes 527 amino acids. The record is from RefSeq and is a predicted model, not a curated record. Gene Ontology annotation, molecular function: RNA polymerase II cis-regulatory region sequence-specific DNA binding; DNA-binding transcription factor activity. The transcript has 4 exons.
UUGAAAAAUUGUUGCAGUUUAUUAACAUCUACGGAUUUUUUAUUGAACAUUAGCAUUGAAAUACUCGAUUAUAUACUUCACACAGAGAAUACAAAUUCUGUAAUUUGGACUGGACAAGAUGGCCAGCUGCAAUUUUCAGUCGCAGUUAGUAUCUAUUAUGGAGGUAUUGGCGAAAGCAGCUGUAGCAGAAAUAAACAAACGAGUUGAUGAUAGCUGUGCAGUUAUACGUUUGGAAAUUACCCAAAGCCAGCGAGAUAUUGAUGUACUGAAAAGGAAGUGUCAAAUGAUGGAGGGGGAGCUGAAGAAGACGCGAGGACGAGUCAGGAGAAAAGCAGAGAGAUCUUUAUAUCCAGUCAAGAUUGUUUUGAACAAGCAGAGGAUUUGCUCACAGUGGAGAGACGGAGAGAUGGCUGUUGAAGAGGACUCUCAACCCCAGCCUACAGAUGUGGAGCAGAGAGCAGAGACUGAACCCAUACUGAUCAAAGAUGAGGAGAUGGCAGAGGAUGUGUGGAAGACUGACCUUCAGGAAGAGCUCAGGAUCACUGGAGAGGAGUCUGGUUCCAAGCCUGGGCAACCACCAUCCUUUGAGCAACGGCACUUUGAUGAGGACUUCAUCACACAACCCAACAUAUCUCCUGAAGAGUCAGUGGAACAUUACCCCAAUUCUGAUGGUCCAAAGGAACCAUGCCCACCACGGUGUACGUCUGUAGAGAAAUCAAAGGUGUUCAGCACAGAGCAGCACCGGCCAGCCGAGGAUGAGGACUCGCAAGAGCUAGUGAUGGUGAAGGAUGAGAAAGAGGAGGAUCUGGAUCAGACCACGGCCCUGGCAGGACCUGACCAGUUUGUCAUGGAUGAGACUGAUGGGCAGCGGUGGACAUCUGUGGAUCCAGGCCGAGAAACUGACCCUGAAGGACACCCAGAUUUCUCCUUUCAUUCCACAGAAGAGUACUCUCAGAAUAUCUCAAUAUUUCCACCUCACAGUGGGCUGCCAUCCCUGCCUACUAUGACAGAUGGUGUAGGGCCAUCGGUUCACUCUUCUAGAGGGAAACCACAUGCUAACAUGUUCAGUGCAGAGGCACACAUGAAAAGACAUGUCAGGACAUUGGCUGAUGAGACUAGACAACAGAUGCCAGAAGGACAGAGCAGUGAGAUGCUGAACUCAAAUAAUGAUGGAAAUAGUUUAGCUCUACAGCCAAGGCAGCAUCAACACAGGGCUUCAGAAGCAACAGUGAGAAUGAGUGAGUGCAUGACAGGGUCAAACAUGGCCACCACCUCCACCUUCUCUGGAUACAGCCUGAGUCGCAGUAGUUUUAACAUGGUGAAGAGAAUGAGGACUCAGUGGAGGUCGGGCGGCACCACUGAGAGGCGUUUCAGCUGCACCUUCUGUGGGAAGAGCUUCCAGCGUUUCAGCCAACUCAAAGAACACCUCCGAAGUCACACCGGAGAGAAACCGUACACCUGCGAACAGUGUGGCAGGAGUUUCACCAAGCAGUGCAACCUGAUCAGACAUGCUGUGGUCCACAGCGGGGAGAAGCCCUACGAGUGCUCACAGUGUGGGAAAUGCUUCACCCAGCGCUCCAGUAUGAAGUCACAUCAGAGAACUCACAUAGGAGAGAGUCCGGUGUCUCAACAUGGGGUACCCCCAUACGCUGGGGAUCCACACGCAAGUUUAAUGUUGUCUCAGACGAGAUGGAGCAAAUAAAACAUGGCAUAGCUUGUCUAACACCUUCUGUGAAAAUGGGGUACAGCAGGUGUUUUGAGACAUGCUUUUCCUCCUAAUUGAUUUGUGAAAUGGUUUUCAUGUUUGACUGUUGACGGCUCUUCACUUUCAUUUUAACACCCACAGAACGCUGGAAUUCCAGAACUACUAGAAUGGCCAUGAUGGUCAUUCUGACCGUUGAUAUUUCAAUUGUAUAAAUGUUCCAUAAUAAAUUCCUAAAUGAUUGCAUUUAUUACGUUAAAAUAGAUCACAAGAAACCUCAGGACACCGAAUGAAAAUUGUAAUCAGUCAGAAAAUGAAUUGAUUGAUCCAAAAACACACAGAUUAAAAAUAAAUAAAUAGUGAUAGUGUAUUUUCUGACUGUAAGACAACCUAUUUACAACUGGUAGCAUUGUGUUUUGUACCACAAAAUCAUAAAAAAACAUGCUUUAUUCAAUAAACUUAAUUUAAUGAAAGACUUGAUCUUGCGCUUUUAGAUCAACCAUUUAUAGGAGCCAUUAAGUAUGUGUUGUUUAGUUCGUGUUUGUCUCUCAGGGAUGUCACUUCAUGCCAUAAGGGACAGUGUCAUAUCGGGUUAAUAACUCAACAUGAUUUCCCAAGUUCUAUUUUCACGUUACUCUGCUGCCUUAAAAUGUUAAGUUAUGUCACCUCAAAACUUGGCAAUGAAAUAUUUGUUUCAGUACAACAGGCUAUACAUGCUCAUACAGUUUUACAUUUGACAUCUAGAAACAACACUUUUUUACUGUGUACGUUGUCUAACCUGACUCUACACCGGUACUGUAUAAAACGGAUAAUCUGAAUCUAAAAUCAAAUCAACGUUUAUUUGUCAUGUGCACCGAACACAACAGGUGUAGUAGAUCUUA